Pungitius pungitius (ninespine stickleback) is the source of this 1025-nucleotide messenger RNA. RefSeq names its product myosin, light chain 12, genome duplicate 2 (gene myl12.2). The record is from RefSeq and is a predicted model, not a curated record. The coding region runs from base 190 to 708 and encodes 172 amino acids. The transcript is spliced from 4 exons. Lineage: Eukaryota; Metazoa; Chordata; Actinopteri; Perciformes; Gasterosteidae. Gene Ontology annotation, molecular function: calcium ion binding. Gene Ontology annotation, cellular component: cytoplasm.
UUGGCCCCGCCCCGCUGGGCUGCGAUUGGCCGGUUUUGGUGGAGAGGAAGCGGAACACUAAUGGUCACCGUGCGUCGGGCUGUGGAUGCUCGGGUCGCCCGUUAGCUGCGUGUAACGGUUACUGCCUCUUGGCAUCGACGCUCGUGAUUUCUGAGGAGGAGAGAGCAGGAGAACCAACUUACCGCCAUCAUGUCGAGCAAAAGGGCCAAGGGAAAGAACACCAAGAAGCGUCCUCAGCGCGCCACGUCCAAUGUGUUUGCCAUGUUUGACCAGUCUCAAAUUCAGGAGUUCAAGGAGGCCUUCAACAUGAUCGACCAAAACAGGGAUGGUUUUAUUGACAAAGAAGACCUUCAUGACAUGCUGGCCUCAUUAGGUAAGAAUCCCACAGAGGAGUACCUGGAGACGAUGAUGAACGAAGCUCCGGGCCCGAUCAACUUCACCAUGUUCCUGACCAUGUUCGGAGAGAAGCUCAACGGCACAGAUCCGGAGGACGUGAUCCGUAACGCCUUUGCCUGCUUCGACGAAGAGGCCACGGGUAUAAUCCAGGAGGAGAACCUGCGGGAGCUGCUCACCACGAUGGGCGACAGGUUUUCGGAUGAUGAGGUGGACGAGCUCUUCCGAGAGGCGCCCAUCGACAAGAAAGGCAACUUCAACUACGUAGCAUUCACACGCAUACUGAAGCACGGGGCCAAGGACAGAGAUGAUUAGUGACAGGAGCUAACUCUCUAAUCAGGGUCCAUUGUGUUCCUAUCAUGUCUAUCAAGUCAGAACAGCAAUGUCCUGUUAUUUAUCUCGUGGAAAGCUCCUCUGGGGUAUAGCUCCGUGGAGGUCAUUUGUUUAAGCUGCUUGUGGGACCACACUGUACCUCUGAGACCCCCCCCCCCCUUCUAACUCCUCAAGCCCUUCUCCCAAAGCUCAUUUGCACAUCUGUGAAAACACUAUCGGGUCUGUAUAAGCUAAUGAAGAUGAAUGAAAGACCCACAUGGAUAAAGCUGGAAAUAAAAACAAGAUGGUCGUUGUGAUUA